Molecule: messenger RNA, 2096 nt
Organism: Leptinotarsa decemlineata (Colorado potato beetle)
Lineage: Eukaryota; Metazoa; Arthropoda; Insecta; Coleoptera; Chrysomelidae
Gene: MESK2
Product: Misexpression suppressor of KSR 2
Source: RefSeq, a predicted model, not a curated record
CUAUAUCUAUCCAACAGUAGAUGAACUAGCCAAUCAACUCAGCUAUGUUAUGACUCACUUCAAACUUAAACAGUUCAUUGGCUUUGGAGUUGGCGCUGGAGCUAAUAUAUUAUGCCGGUUCGCUCUGAAUCACCCUGAACUGGUAUCUGCCCUUUGCUUAGUAAACUGUGUUAGUACGCAAGCAGGCUGGAUUGAAUGGGGGUACCAGAAACUCAAUAGCAGACACUUGAGAUCAAAAGGAAUGACUCAGGGAGUUUUAGAUUAUCUGAUGUGGCACCACUUUGGAAGGCAAACUGAAGAGCGCAACCAUGAUCUAGUUCAAGUGUAUAAGAGUUACUUUGAGAGAAAUGUUAAUCCUACCAAUUUAGCUUUGCUCAUUGACAGUUAUGUCAGACGGACGGAUCUCAACAUAUACAGAGAAAUGGACCCCUUGAAGAAAAAACAUGCAUCCUUGGCAAUGCCUGUGAUGAACAUAACUGGAUCUCUAAGUCCGCAUAUGGAUGACACCGUUACAUUCAACGGGCGACUAGAUCCAACCAAUUCUUCCUGGAUGAAGGUGAAUAAUACUUUUUUACUACCCUGUGUGCUUGCUCCGCUUUCUCCUACCAAAAUGGCCCUGUUUCGUAAGGCAUCUCUGGAGGAACAACUCAAAACCAAACUAGCCAGUGUUGGUCAGUGGCCAUCAAAUAUUAUACAUAUAACUGAGAAUCCUAUCUCUGCAGUAGUCUGUUAGAAUAUGUGCAAUUACUGUAUUGAAAUUUAUGUGAUAAAAAAUUGAUGUUGAUGAAAAUUGGCUGAAAAGAAUUUAAAUACUCAGAAACUUUAUUACUGAUUCAAACUACUAUGUAAAGAAACUGCUAUGUGAAAAACAUGUCCACAAAAAAUGGGUAUCAUCAAAUGUAGAUAAAGCUUGAUGACUAGAAUAGCACGAACCCCAGUAACAAAUUACUUUACAAACGAUAAAACAUAUCCCACGUGUUAACGAAAUAAUUGCCAUUUAAAUUGCGGCAUCUUCGAUUUGAUGUGAAAAUAUGAAGUUGAAUCUGUUAUUGGCGUUAUAUAAAUGAAGCUAAGUGGUAUGAUCAUUAUAGUUUUUGUUGGAGAAAUGUAUUUAUUGUUAUGGUUAUUGAGUUAUUGAAAAUUGACACACGGUUUGUUAAAACUCUCGAAAAAUGAUUUUCAGUAACAAUUUGUCACUACUUAUAUAAUAUUGGUAUGUAUUUUGGAAGACUUUUAUCAAAAAAAAAAUGUGAUUGUUUUAAUUGUGAUAAAUUUCAAUACAGACCUAUUUGUUGGCCACUACCAUUCAUAUCUAACGAAGCACAUAUCUGUAGCAGUGGGAAAAACCCAUCUUCAACAAAAUUUGACACACGUUAUCAUGAUCCACGGCAUCAUUGAGUUUCGAAAGCCUAGCGAAUUGUUAUUCAUGGAUAUGCUUCAGUAGGCUGAUUUGAUUAGUUCUCAUUUCAUUCUAGGAUAAAAAACAAGCUUAACAUUGUAUCAUAGGAAGAACAAAGCUUAUUUUUGGUACACUUUUUUAAAUCACUUUUUAUGGCUAGUAGGUUGUUCAAUAUAGAAUCUUAUUUCAAGUUCGUAGAAAUGAAACCUUUCAAAGAACGAUUAUUCAUUAAGAUUUCAUAUGUCAUGGCAAAAAACAUGAAGGGUAGUGUACUCCAUUAAAAAUUUAUAAGUGGAAUAAUUCACCACAUUUUAUUACUUUGUAAGAAAUAGUUUUAUACAGUAAACAGGAUCCAUCAGAGGUUUUCCACUCCAUUUAAUAGAAAAAAAUCAGAUGACUUUUCAAAAUUGAAAAUAUUCAGUUUCAGAAAAAUAUUUUUAUCUAUCAACCAAAAAUAAGCUUUAGUGAUUUUUUCAUUCAAUAAGGCUAAUGGGGUAUGUCAUGCAAUCAAACGUAGGUUUAACUUUCAACCCUAAGGCUGUGGCUGCUAAUGCUGAUUUUCAUAUAUGGCUUUGUUGAAUUUCAAUAAUUUUAUUUGAGAGUUAAUGAAACAUGCAUAUUGUGCCUCACUUUGUUUACUAUAAAUCGAGCAUUUCUUGAUCUAAAUAAAGGUUGUUCAUAAAUUAGUUCGUUUCUG